AUGAUAAAUAGAUUAUCUCUCUACCAAUAACUUUUGACGACCACAAAGGAUCACUUCAGGAGUUUAGUGGGCAUUGUGUAGACCUGCUCAACCCCAGACAUAGAGACUAACUUCAAGAUGAACAAGCACUACAUUGAAAUGUGCGCCUAGAGAGGAGCCAAGUUGGUCUGCUUGCCUGAAAACUUUCACUACAUGCCGAAGACAUUUGAGGAAACUAUAGCUAAAGCUGAACCUCUCAACGGACCAACUCUCAAAAUGUAUAAGCAACUGGCCCUUGAAAACAGAGUUUGGCUGUCGUUGGGGGGAUUCGCUGAGGCUUGCGAAACUCCUGCUCUGAAAAGACACAACACUCACUUAAUCAUUAAUGAGGAAGGCAAUAUUGUUCAGGAAUACAGAAAACUUCACCUCUUUGAUAUAGAUCUCACGCAUAAGGGAGGAGUCAGCAUUUAAGAGAAUAAAUACAUCGAGCCAGGCAAAGUCGUCCCUGAUCCAAUCAUCUCUCCCAUUGGCUAUCUGGGACUUUCUAUCUCAAAUGAUUUAAGAUAUCCAGAGCUGUUCAGAAGUUAUGUUGUUAAAGGAGCUUAAGUUUUGAUAAACUCCAGUGCUUUUUACACAAAGACUGGAGCUGCUCAUUAUGAGCCACUGCUUAGAGCUAGGGCCAUAGAGAAUUAGUGUUAUGUCAUAGCAUGCGACUAAGUUGGAGUUCAUAACGACACGAUUCAGUCUUAUGGUCAUUCGAUGGUUAUAGAUCCUUGGGGAGAUAUUAUCGGCCAAAUGAGCGAUAAAGAAGGUUACUUUAUUUGCGAGAUAGAUUUGGAUUAUCUAGACAAAGUUAGAGGCAAUAUGGCAGUAUUGACUCAUAUGAGACCCGAAAUAAUCUGA
Messenger RNA from Stylonychia lemnae, 882 nucleotides. NCBI's taxonomy places the organism in Eukaryota, Ciliophora, Spirotrichea, Sporadotrichida, Oxytrichidae. The record is from the annotation of a GenBank genome assembly.